This is a messenger RNA of Umbelopsis ramanniana AG, 1432 nucleotides long. RefSeq lists its product as uncharacterized. Gene Ontology annotation, biological process: protein modification process. Bases 38 to 1384 code for a protein of 448 amino acids. Lineage: Eukaryota; Fungi; Mucoromycota; Umbelopsidomycetes; Umbelopsidales; Umbelopsidaceae. Gene Ontology annotation, cellular component: P-body. The transcript has 2 exons. The record is from RefSeq and is a predicted model, not a curated record.
AAAGAAAAAAAAAAAAGGUUUGUUCCCGCUUUUUGACAUGCAACUGAAGGCUCGAGUACAAUUCGACCAGCCGUACACACACGAACUGGUCAAGAGCUCUUUGAAGGAUCGCUCAAAAUUCGACUGGAUUAUCGAAGAAGACAUCACCGAUGACUCCAUCGCCGAAGGAGACCAAGUUCAUUUGCAAUGGCUGGAAUAUGAGCUGAUCAACUGGGAUAAGCUUGCCAGCCAGGAGACCGAGACACUUGCAAACUCGUACUGCAUUCGAAAAGGAUUAAUUAGAAAGUCACAGAUGGCCUACAACCUGACGAAAUACAUGUCCAAGCACCCAGACAGCAUAUUGAAAACAGCCAUUCCUGAAACUUGGUUGUUCGAGCUGGAUCAUAUUGACUAUCUAGACGAAGCCAUGAACGAAGUUUUUGAAGUCGAGCAAGAUCUCGCUGAUAAUGAGGACCUGGAAACGAAUAGAAAGGCGUUCAUCAUUAAGCCUAGUAUGGCAAACAAAGCUGCUGGAAUUCAUAUUUUCGAUACCAUGGAAGGACUUAAAUCUUUGUUCGAACGUACUCGAUUGGAUGACAGUGAUGAAGAAGAGGAAGAAGAAGAGAAUGACGAAGAGGAUGCUGAAGAUGACAAUCGUGAAAACGAAGAUGGUGAUAAUGAGGGUGCCGAAGAGGAAGAGGAAGAGGAAGAAGUGGACUAUGACGAUGAAGAUGAAGAUGAAGAAGAUCUCAGUCAAAUUCGCGAAUGGGUCAUCCAACGUUACGUACAACACCCGUUGUUGCUCUGCGGAAAUCGCAAGUUCCAUGUUCGCGCAUACGUUUUGGCUGUAUCCAACAUUCAAGUAUACCUUUAUAGCGAUAUGCUAGCCCUUUUUGCACUUAAGCCGUUCGACGAAUCCGACUUAUCUGAUCAAUUGUCCCACAUCACAAACACCUGCAUCCAAACUGGCGAAGACACAUUUGUUGAAAACGACUCUGUUAAAUUGUUCUGGGACCUUAAGAAUGAAGAGGGUGUUACUCAGGAAAAUCUCGACUCCAUGUUUAAGCAAAUGCAAGAAACGCUUCGUGAUCUCUUUGACGCAUGUUCUAGUGAGAUGACAACCUUCCAAGCCAUUCCUAACGCCUUUGAACUAUAUGGCGUCGACUUUUUGAUUGAUAGAGAUAUGCAAGUCUAUUUCUUGGAGGCAAAUGCGUUCCCCGAUUUCAAGCAGACAGGCAAUGAAUUGCAGCAUAUCAUCAGUGACCUCUUUGCAGAAACGAUUCAACUGGCGGUCGAUCCGUUCUUCGAAAGCAGCGGUGCCGACACAUCCUCAUCGGUACGCAAAGAACAAACACCUUCCAAAUUUGUCAAAGUAUUUGAGCGACAGUUACUCGGCCCUCGUUAGCCUAUCUUAAUGUAUCUCAACGUUUAUAUUACAUUGAUACUAUUUAGA